Molecule: messenger RNA, 1086 nt
Organism: Caenorhabditis angaria
Lineage: Eukaryota; Metazoa; Nematoda; Chromadorea; Rhabditida; Rhabditidae
Source: the annotation of a GenBank genome assembly
AUGUAUAUUCAUUGGUCUCAUCAUUAUCUUCCAAAAUUGUUUGGUGGAUUGUCAUUCAUUUUCAAUCCUCUUUUUAUGUAUUUGAUUGUGACUGAAAAGAAGACAAAUAUUGGAAAUUACCGAUUUCUAUUGAUGUUUUUCGCAAUUUUCGAUAUGAUAUAUUCUCUGGUUGAACUUCUUGUUCCAGUUGCAAUUCAUGGAACUGGUUAUGCUUUUAUUAUUUAUUUGACUGAUGGUCCAUUCAUAGGCAAUCUCAGAUUCGGUCAAUUAGCAGUCUCUGUUCGAUGUGGAUUUAUUGCGUUGAGUUAUGGUAUUCUUGCUGUUCAUUUCAUCUAUCGAUACAUUGCAUUAUUCAAUCCAAAAUAUCUUCCCGAAAUUCUUCGACCAAUUGGAAUGUGUUGUAUAUUUACAUUUUUCAUUGCUCACGGCAUUGCAUGGUCCACAAUUUGUGAAACAUUUUUGUAUUUGGAUAAUGAGAUUGCUGAAUAUAUUCACGAACCAUUUAUGAGAAUCUAUGAAUGUAAUUCACACAAUCUUUCAAUGCUUAUAGCUCUGUACAAUGUAAGGUGUUCUUCUAAUGAAAAAUAAUAAAAAAUCAAAAAAUGUUUUCAGGACGGUAGUGAUUCUAUUAGACUUCGAAGUUGGGCUGGAAUUCUAAUCCUCACUGGAAUUUCAAUUUAUGCCAUUUCACUCUACAUAAUCCUUGGUACAAAAAUUGCUUUGAAACUUCGUGACAAUCCAGCUCUCUCAAAAAUCACAAAAACAAUGCAUAAACAAUUAUUCAAAGCAUUGGCAGUUCAAACAAUCAUCCCAAUUUGUAUCAGUUUUGCCCCAUGUUUAGCUGCUUGGUAUGCUCCAGCUUUGCAUUUAGAUUUUGGAAAAUGGAACAAUUAUUUGGGAGUUAUUGCAUUGUCUGCUUUUCCUUUCAUGGAUCCACUUGCAAUUAUUUUACUUCUUCCAAAUUAUCGAAAUCGAAUUUUUCCAAACUCAUCGAAAACAAUUCGACAAUGCACAACUACAAUGGCUUCAAUGACGUCACGAGCAUAUUUGAGUCAAUUUACAGCAAGUGUAAAUUAUGUUGUUUGA